CAAAUUUCGCGAACCGAAACUCCGGCAUCUGGCAUGGCGAACGUCGCCGCCACCAACAACCAAACGGUAAUCUUGCAGCGCCCUGGUCCAAUUGCUGUUCAGGUGAAUACGUACACUAACAAGAAGAUGGCCACCACUUCGAAUGGCAAAGCGGUGGUGGUGCAACAGCCGGAGAAGAAAACCUUCGAGCAGGCUUAUCGGGAAGCAAUAGAGCGGCUCAAAGCGGCUGCUUCCGGGAAACCGGAUUCCCCCGGGCAACCCCGGCAGCAACAGCAGAUCGUCACCGCUCUGGGCAGUGGAAAGAUUCAACAGCAUCGUCAGAUAGCAGCUUCACCUGGUAAUAGUGCAACAAUAGUCAAUUCCAAUAAUCGUUUCCCUGCUGUGGAGCCUUCGACGUCGACAUACUCAUCGCCAUCGUCGUCGUCGCGAUCUGCUGAGAGCCAGUAUAAAACCACUAUCUACAACAUCAACACUAUCAACCUAGCGGGACUGCUGAAGAACCAGAGCAAUCCCAAUGAAGUUCGUUCCAAUGAUCGUGAAUCGGCAGCGGCUAGCAGACCAUCGAUUCCGAACGUAUCCUCCCAGUCCGCUGCCCGUGUUAUGGACGAAAGCAACCGGUAUCGGGAAACGUUUGCCAAUGCAUACGCAAGACAUCUGCUUGAGUUGACGCGCACUGCUGUAGAGAAGAAAACCGCUAUUUCGACACCGCAGAAUUCUUCUUCGGUUGGUCUCAAUUCCCCGUCUAGCAGUACUAGCCUGACGGUGGUAAAAACUCAAGCUAAGCCAUUCAUCGGAGGCCAGGCGUCGAGAGGGUCACCUUAUGCAUCAGCGGAGCAGCUUCCACCGAAAAAAUCGAGACCAACACCAUCAGCCUCCGCACGGAAUCCAAUGAUUCUGAAUGGGAGAGAUGGCACGGUUCCGACUUAUGCCGAGGUAGUUUCUGCGAGUGGUGGCAAAACCAAUGGCAAUGUUAUGCUCAAAAUAGAUCGGAAACCAAUGACCGGAGUUGCCCAUUCAAAUCUGCCAUCGCUAGAUGUUUUGAUGGCAGCACAUUCAAGUAAAACCAAAAUAGCUCCUCCAACAUCUCAGGACAAACAACUCUUGGAGUCACGGCUAAAACCAUCCAGCAUCCAAGUGAACCACGAGGAGCUGUAUCGGCACCUUCAGGGCAAAGCCAUGUCGACGAGUCACCCGGCAGUACAACAACGGUCGACUAGUGUCACGCCAAAACCUGUAACAUCACGACAACAAUCGGUGAUCGUAUCCAACAAACUUCCGGUGCCCAACGUUGGACACAGGCCGGAUCUCACGAUUAUCGUCAAUAAGCCAAAAAUAUCUUCCCCAGCACCUUCCGUUGUGUACGGGAAGCCUACUAUAUCGACUCCAAAAUCCACCUCAUCUACAGGCCAGAGUGUGUCUCCGGCCGCGAGUACUUCUUAUUCAAUGGGAUUGUCCACCCCUAAGCGAGAUCAGCUUCCGGUUAUGGCUGAACCGCCACCGGCUCACUCAGCUACUCCCAAGCCCCCAUAUGUAUCACCGUCUCCGGCGAUUCCCAAACAGGUGACACCUCCCGGUCCCUUACCGAACAGAGAUCCUCCCAGCUACGCCUCGAAGAGUUCAUCCAGUAUUACUCCCAAAUUCGGUAACUGUCCUUCGUCGACGCCUACUUCAGCAAAGUCAACUUUCGCAACGCCUACUUCGUCAACGCCUGCUUUGGAACGAGCUCUGAAUUUAGAUACUAAAAUAGCAACUCCGCCACCUUCCACAUCACACAAGAGCGCUGGGUACGACGGAUACGGUUUACAGAUGACGACGAGUUCAGCCCUAUACCGAAGCAGUGGAGAUCGAUCGUCGCUCCUGUACAACGCUCAGAAGCCGGUUAAAAUCGAAAAACGGGUUAACUACGAUCCCUACACCACCAGUAGGACCAGUCACGAAAGCAGUGCAUCCAAGUACCAGCAUAACGUAAUCUGGAAAGAGCAACCGGCUAUCAAAACCGAAGAUCAAUUGAAGGGUAAAGGCAGCAUUAACGAGCAGAAGCGAACACUUCUGUACCGUUCUCGUGCAGUGGAACUAUUGCAAACGGCGAACAUGCAACAGCAGAUGACUUCACAAUCCCAGAACCAGACGAAGGGACUGGGUAACAUGAUUCGAACCGGUGUAUCACCGGUCACCAGCUCCAUCCACAGUGGUGGUAGUGGUGGCACUGCUGCCGUACCGUUUACCGUGCACAAAAACCACUCCAAUCACAUGAGCCACAGUGAUCUUCUUAAGUAUCGAAUGGAACGAAAGAACUUUAUCAAGGAUAAACCCAGAAAGCCCAUUGAUCCGCUGGCCAUCAAACCGGACCCGGAUAGGCCCGAGAAACGCAAGGAACCCCCCAAACGCCUGGACUGGGCCAGGCGAAAGAAACUGAAACGUUCGACCGAGCCCUACCUGCAGAAUGGGCCGUGUUACGAGGUGGCUCCUCGGUUAUCGCGGUGCCGUGAAUGUGGCCGCUCGGCUGCAUCCCGUCUGAAGGACAGCGAUACCAUAUUCUGCCGAUUUAUAGCUUUCAGGAAACUCAAGUACAACCAAGUAGGGCACAUGGAGGUGGCCGGGUUUGCGGAUCCAACACAGGAUGCUCAAAAGGCGGACAUCAGUUUGUGGGACGCCAACCUGUCCAUGGUGCCGAUCGAUUUAUCGGUGGAAAAGUCGAAAUUCCUGCUCGGGCAGGUCGGGUACAAAUUCUGCGAACUUUUCCACCAGGAAAAGGAAGCGUACUUUGAGCACAUGUCAGAAGAUAAAACAAUUGCUUGGAAGCAAGCCGUGCAAGGGGUCCGUGAGAUGUGCGAUGUUUGUUCCACCACACUGUUCAACUACCAUUGGGUAUGCUCAACGUGUGGUUUUGUGGUGUGCAUCGAUUGCUAUAAGUAUCGUAAGUACAACAGCACCAAGAACGACACCGGCACGAGGGAUCGCGACUGUUACAUGUGGCUUCACUGCACCAAUCGGGAACCGCAUGUGCAGAACAAGCUGAUGCUUACGCAGAUCAUACCGGCCAACAGUUUGUACAAGCUGGUGCGCCAGAUGCAUGGUGUCUGUGCUUUGCUUGAGAUCCCGUUGAAUUGCGAAUGUCCUCUCAGUAAGGAAUCGCUGUUUAGAAAAAUUAAGGACAGGUUGGAAUUUAUUUUUCCUAUCACAAUCGAAGUGGAGAGAAAGUCUGAUGAAACUGAUAAGGGAUCGGAGGGCGACGCGAACCAAAGUCUGGUUCCUGCUUGCUCUAGUACGACAAAGAUGGUUUCCAUUACCAUCAAGGACAUACAAAGCACAUUGAGUGAAUCCGACAGCGGAACAGUUUGCUGUAAGGUUAUAUUUGGCAGGGAACUAAGCGGGGAUAAAAACCCGGAAAUUGAAAAGUUAAAACUAAGAGAGAAGCAAAGUUACACUUUUGAGGGAUUCCAAGAGGAAAUCAAGAAGGAGAGUUUAGAUGAUUUUAUUAAAAAGGACGACGAAGAGGUAGAAGAGAAAGAGGAGGGCGAAGUAAGUAUUAAAGAAGAGAAGAUUGAGGAAGAAACGAAGAAGGUUGAACCGGAAACAUCUGUUGAAUCGAAUGGCAACAAUAAAGAAGUCGAAGACAAGGAAAAUGCCGAGGUGAAACCGAGCGUUGAAGAAUUGAAGGAUCCUGAACCUGUUGGUGAUAUAAAGAAGGUCGAGAAUGCAGAUCCACUGGAAAGUGUUGAAAAGGAUAUCAAACAAGAAAAGAACAGCGAUGAUCCUGCAGUGAAGCCAGUACUCAGAAAAGACUCCAGCACAGAAUCGGAACCUCCGUACAGCGAGGACGAUCGUUUCAAAUCUUCCCCAAAACUGGACUUCAAGACGUUCAACAUGAUUGUGAAGCAGUUGCUAAAGUUCGACAAGUCCCUCAACAUUUCCGGACUGUUCGAGAACCAUCUCAGUGAGAAAUGUUCCGAGUCGGAAAGUCUGGUGGAUUUCACGGCAGAGUUCCAGCUGCAACAUUCGAACAUCCAAAGCUUCUUGAAUGACUUUUUAAGUGAAUUCGUUUUUCUGACCGGCCAGAACAGCACCGAUAAUCUGACGGAUGAUGUACAAAUUAUGGAGUAUAAUAGAUAUAUGAAAAAGGGUAUAGAAUUUCAGAACAAGGGUGAACGGGUAAUGACCUUGAAGGAAUCGGAGAAGCUGUACCCGAAUGUGGCGCACCAGUGGCUGUGCAAUGGAAGGUUGCUGCGUCUGUUGGACCCGUUGAACGAUAACAACUACAACACCUUCCAUGACCAGUGGGAACGUGGCCAACCGGUUAUGGUUUCGUAUGUUUCGGACAAGUUGGAUAUGAGUCUGUGGCGUCCGGAAUCGUUUAUCAGAGAUUUUGGAGAGAACGAGAACGAUCUGAUCAAUUGUCUGAAUGGAAAAUUGGUUCGAGGGCAGAAGAUGAAAGUAUUUUGGGAAGGUUUCGAACGGGUUGGGUUCCGUUUGAUGGACGACCGAGAUCGGCCAAUGAUGCUGAAGCUGAAGGAUUGGCCACCGGGAGAUGAUUUCGCCGAGAUGAUGCCCACCCGUUUUAGCGAUCUGAUGAAUAAUCUUCCGCUGUCCGAGUAUACCCGAAGAGAAGGUCGCCUCAAUUUGGCUAGUCGCUUGAGUAGUUUCUUCGUACGUCCUGAUCUGGGGCCGAAAAUGUACAGCGCUUACGGUUCGGCUUUACACCCAACAAAAGGUACCACCAAUCUCCACCUGGACGUUUCGGAUGCCGUCAAUGUGAUGGUAUACACGGCUGUCCCCAAGGACGUCGAGCGGACCAAGUACGUUCAGAAAGUGCUCGACGCCAUCGAUUCCGACGAAUGCGAUGUUUUCACUCGGCAGCGCAUUCGGGACAAGGCAGAUCUCCCGGGUGCAUUGUGGCACAUUUACCACGCCAAGGACGCCGACAAAAUUCGUUCGCUCCUAAACAAAAUCGAGGUGGAACGGGGUGGUAGCAUCAAGGCCAAUCACGAUCCCAUUCAUGAUCAAAAGUGGUACCUGGACGCCAAUUUGCGGCGGCGACUCCUGCAGGAGUACAACGUGGAAGGAUACUCGAUCGUGCAGUGUUCCGGCGAUGCCAUAUUCAUCCCGGCCGGAGCACCGCACCAGGUGCGGAACUUGCACAAUUGCGUCAAGGUGGCCGAGGAUUUCGUUUCCCCCGAGAAUAUCUCGUACUGCUUCAAGCUGACUAAUGAGUUCCGGCACUUGACCAACACGCACUCGAAUCACGAAGAUAAGCUACAAAUAAAGAAUAUUAUUUACCACACCGUUAAGGACGCCGUGUCAUGUUUGACCAAUCCUCUCAUAAUGACUAAAGAGAAAAUCGAUUUAGUGUAAGUGUUUUAUUUUCACUAAUAAAAGUUUUAGUUAUUCAUUCGGAGAACAAAUUAUGAUUUAAAAACCAUCAUUAAGUCGGGUUUCGUGACCGAUCGGAUUAAAUUGAAAAUGUAUUGCUUUGAUCGUGGUAUAUGAUUAUGUAAACUAGACAAAAUACUAUUUUCCCUUUCGUGAACAACAGCGAAAUAAGUUUGUAGAUCGUGUAAGCUAAUUGAGGAUAUGAAUAAAAUUUGAUUUGCCUACUUCGAACAUAA
Molecule: messenger RNA, 5606 nt
Organism: Aedes albopictus (Asian tiger mosquito)
Lineage: Eukaryota; Metazoa; Arthropoda; Insecta; Diptera; Culicidae
Gene: Kdm3
Product: lysine-specific demethylase 3B
Biological process (GO): regulation of transcription by RNA polymerase II
Cellular component (GO): histone deacetylase complex; chromatin
Molecular function (GO): chromatin DNA binding; transcription coregulator activity; histone H3K9 demethylase activity
Source: RefSeq, a predicted model, not a curated record